Capra hircus (goat) is the source of this 1612-nucleotide messenger RNA. RefSeq names its product ecto-ADP-ribosyltransferase 5. The transcript has 6 exons. Gene Ontology annotation, molecular function: NAD+-protein-arginine ADP-ribosyltransferase activity; NAD+ poly-ADP-ribosyltransferase activity. Bases 407 to 1357 code for a protein of 316 amino acids. NCBI's taxonomy places the organism in Eukaryota, Metazoa, Chordata, Mammalia, Artiodactyla, Bovidae. The record is from RefSeq and is a predicted model, not a curated record.
CUCCCGUUCACAGUACAGCGCAGCGCCUGUGCAGACUUCAGCCCCUGCCACCCAGAAGCUUCAGUUCUCCUUCCCUCUCUCGACCUGUUAUCAAGUCCAAGCUCACUCUGCUUGCCGCCUGACAGCCAUUCACUGGUGGAAGGCUCAGCUUCUCUUCCUGUGAGCUGAACAGAGGUAUUUUAGUUUAACAGUCAGGCAGAGUGGCAGGGUUCUCUGAGGCAGGACUCUAUGUGUGAUUAUAAAACCUGAAGCAACAAAAAGCAAGCCAAAGAAACAGUUCCAUCGUGGAAUCAGAACUGGCUCUUCCUUCUAAUAGGCCUCUGCUGCCUCCAGCCCACUGAAGCCAAGAAAGACCAUUGCUGGUCCCACCUUCAUCUGGAUCUCACCCUCCAAGAAUCCAGCAAGAAUGAUACAGGCAACUCUGCUGAUAAGCCUCAGCUGCCUCAGCCUCUACACCCUUGGCAGUGGUGUCCGCCGUUAUGACCCUGGGCAGGGUGUUACCAUCCAGUACUUGAGCCUGGCUCCAGAUACAUUCGAUGAUGCCUAUGUGGGCUGCUCAGAGGAGAUGGAGGAGAAAGCAGUGCUUCUGUUAGAGAAGGAGAUGGCCAACCAUACUCGGUUGCGGGAGUCCUGGGAGACAGCCCAGAAGGCCUGGGAGCAAAAACGUCCAGGGCUUAUUCUGCCUCCUGGCUUCAGAAACCAGCACGGAAUCGCCAUCAUGGUCUACACCAACUCAUCCAACACUUUGUACCGGGAGCUGAACCGGGCUGUGCGGACUGGCGGUGGCUCCUGGGAGUCCUACAUGAGCCACUUCCCUUUCAAGGCCCUGCAUUUCUACCUGACCCGGGCCCUGCAGCUGCUGCGGAGUGGUGGGGGCUGCAGCAGGGAACCUGGGCAGAUGGUGUUUCGUGGCGUGCGCAGGAUUCACUUUGAACCCAAGAGUGUGGGGGACUCUAUCCGCUUGGGCCAGUUUGCCUCCAGCUCACUGGAUGAGACAGUGGCCCGUAGAUUUGGUAAUGCCACUUUCUUCUCUCUAAGGACUUGCUCUGGAGCCCCCAUCCAGGCCCUGUCUGUCUUUCCUGAGGAGCGUGAGGUGCUGAUCCCCCCAUAUGAAGUCUUCGUGGUGACGAAUUUCUCUAAGGAUGGAAACAAAAGCCUGGUGACUCUCUCCAGCAGUGAUCAGAUGUGCAGCCACUUUAACUGCGCCUAUCUGGGUGAGAAGAAGAGGCCGAGCUGUGAGUCUAUGCCAAUUGGAGGGCAGGGAGACUCACUCUCCAGGAGGGCCUUCUCUCUGCUCUCCUGGAAGACCCUGCUCUUGGCCUCUUGGGGGUUCCAGCUCUUAGGAGCUGGGCUCUGAAAAUUCAGUGCCUGCUACUUAGGAGUCCUGGCAACAUGUGACCUCUAGAUGAAGAAAGGAGGCUUCAAAGAGCUUGGAGAAGCAAGAAGGUGGUUUCAGACCCAGACCUAGCAGCCAUGUCUUCAACCAGGAUAUUGGGGAAUUUGAGCCCAUGGUAGGGUGGAGGGAGCCCCGCUCUGUGGUGGGGACCCCGGGAACAAGCAAGGGUAGUGCUGUGAUGGCCACUCCAUUAAACAGAGCUGCAUUGUGAUGACA